Odocoileus virginianus texanus is the source of this 1611-nucleotide messenger RNA. The record is from RefSeq and is a predicted model, not a curated record. Lineage: Eukaryota; Metazoa; Chordata; Mammalia; Artiodactyla; Cervidae.
AUGGGUCAAGACACCUUGCUUCAUGGGGAAACCCUGCUUGUCGUUCCAAUCACUGAUCUGAACCACAUAAACCUUCCAUUCUUCAACCAGCAUCAGCAGCAGCUUCUGUGUCCAUAUGCUUCUCAUAGAAAGUACGAAGUUUUCAUUCACUGCAAUGAGCUUCUGGCAGCCAGUGGCUGGGAAAGAGAUGUUCAGCUUCAUUCUGAAGCGGCUGAUAGCCUCCAAGGUGCCACGGCUGUACUUCCAACUACAGAACAUCUAGACUUGGAUGUUCGGGAACUAUACCACAUGCCCAGAUUGAUUUUGGAGCCNACAGUCAGUGGUAACCAGGGACACCCACCUGUGACAGUCAGUGGUAACCAGGGACACCCACCUGUGACAGUCAGUGGUAACCAGGGACACCCACCUGUGACAGUCAGUGGUAACCAGGGACACCCACCUGUGACAGUCAGUGGUAACCAGGGACACCCACCUGUGACAGUCAGUGGUAACCAGGGACACCCACCUGUGACAGUCAGUGGUAACCAGGGACACCCACCUGUGACAGUCAGUGGUAACCAGGGACACCCACCUGUGACAGUCAGUGGUAACCAGGGACACCCACCUGUGACAGUCAGUGGUAACCAGGGACACCCACCUGUGACAGUCAGUGGUAACCAGGGACACCCACCUGUGACAGUCAGUGGUAACCAGGGACACCCACCUGUGACAGUCAGUGGUAACCAGGGACACCCACCUGUGACAGUCAGUGGUAACCAGGGACACCCACCUGUGACAGUCAGUGGUAACCAGGGACACCCACCUGUGACAGUCAGUGGUAACCAGGGACACCCACCUGUGACAGUCAGUGGUAACCAGGGACACCCACCUGUGACAGUCAGUGGUAACCAGGGACACCCACCUGUGACAGUCAGUGGUAACCAGGGACACCCACCUGUGACAGUCAGUGGUAACCAGGGACACCCACCUGUGACAGUCAGUGGUAACCAGGGACACCCACCUGUGACAGUCAGUGGUAACCAGGGACACCCACCUGUGACAGUCAGUGGUAACCAGGGACACCCACCUGUGACAGUCAGUGGUAACCAGGGACACCCACCUGUGACAGUCAGUGGUAACCAGGGACACCCACCUGUGACAGUCAGUGGUAACCAGGGACACCCACCUGUGACAGUCAGUGGUAACCAGGGACACCCACCUGUGACAGUCAGUGGUAACCAGGGACACCCACCUGUGACAGUCAGUGGUAACCAGGGACACCCACCUGUGACAGUCAGUGGUAACCAGGGACACCCACCUGUGACAGUCAGUGGUAACCAGGGACACCCACCUGUGACAGUCAGUGGUAACCAGGGACACCCACCUGUGACAGUCAGUGGUAACCAGGGACACCCACCUGUGACAGUCAGUGGUAACCAGGGACACCCACCUGUGACAGUCAGUGGUAACCAGGGACACCCACCUGUGACAGUCAGUGGUAACCAGGGACACCCACCUGUGACAGUCGGUGGUAACCAGGGACACCCACCUGUGACAGUCGGUGGUAACCAGGGACACCCACCUGUGACAGUCACGGAGCCCAGGCACACCCCACCUGUGACGUGUUGGUAA